UUUUUAUUGUCUAGAUAAAUUUAUUUUUGGAGUUAAAAAAAAUUCUCGUAAAAUUAUGGAAGAAUCUUCUCAUAUAUUGACGUCUUCUGACGAUAAACAAAAUCAUUUGGGUGUAGAAAAAUCCCCAAAGAAAAGGGAGAAUGUCGUCCCAAGUUCUCACAAUUCUUCGACAUCUUCAAGUGUAGCAGAAGAAACACUUAGCCAAGUAAAUCCGUCAAUUUCGGAUCCGACAACUGAUUUAACGGAAGAGGAUAUUUUCCGAAUGAAGAGUAUGAGCAUUGAUAGAGAUAAAUGGAAAAAUGGUCCAGCAGCAAGCGAAUAUCAAUCAGCAAUUUCCCUCGUUGAUUCAGCCAGCAAUUAUAUUGAAGAAGACCGCGAAGUUGACGAAGAAGAGGUUGAUGUAACUGAAGGGUUGCUUCCUGAUCAAAUGGUGCCCGUGCAGCGGUCAAUGUCUUAUGCUGAUGCAGUUAAGAGAGCAACACAUCAUGAACAGUCGGGGAAGGUAUUUCUCUUUGAUGGUUAUGCAUUUUCUAAGAACACAGAUCCUGCAAUAUUAUCGCAUCUUAACCAGAAAACAGUCAGCACCCUUCAAUACCCAUUUGAGCCUGUCAAUAUACCCCCUGAUUUUGAUCUGGUAGAAUAUCGACGUGCAUUUUCUCAAGCGAAGGUUUAUCUUGUGGGUACUGCACAUUUCAGCAAAGAAAGUUGCGAAGAUGUUUGUAAAACUGUGCAAUUAACCCAACCAGAUUUUGUCAUGGUUGAACUUUGCUCUUCCCGUAUUCAAAUACUCUCAAUGGAUGAAGAUACAUUGUUGAAAGAAGCAGCGGCUUUAACUAAAAAGAAAAUGUUGGAAAUUGUUCGACAGCACGGCGCAGCUCAAGGUUUAAUGCAAGUUUUGCUUCUCUCAUUAUCUGCCCAUAUUACCCAACAACUCGAAAUGGCACCUGGCGGCGAAUUCCGAGCAGCUUACAAUGCUUCUAAACUUGUUAGUGGAUGUCAGCUUGUUUUGGGUGAUCGUCCUUUGCAUAUUACCUUGAAAAGGGCUCUGAGUUCGCUGAACAUUUUUCAGAAAAUGAAAUUCUUUUUCCAUCUACUUGUAUCGUUGCGAAUGGAUAUAAAGUUUGUUUACAUGAAAAAAUUUAUAAUGUUUUUUACCAGAGCCAUUUACCAGGGAUUUGGCACAGAAAGGGGUCGAAAAUUUUAG
Meloidogyne enterolobii is the source of this 1204-nucleotide messenger RNA. Lineage: Eukaryota; Metazoa; Nematoda; Chromadorea; Rhabditida; Meloidogynidae. The record is from the annotation of a GenBank genome assembly.